CAAAAAUUAAAAGUCGCUGCAACCAUUUACGAUAUAUAUCUAAAAAAUAAAAAAGGUAAACAUUUCGGUCUCGAACUAAUUCAUAAAUUACCGCUCGUAGCCUGAAAAUGCGCAUGCGCAUAAACCGAGAAAAAAGCAAAAUGGCGGACGCAAACCAGAAAAAACGACGAGGUCCUAAAAGUUACUUGACGGAAAGUGCAAGAAAACGAAGGAAAAAAGAAUCAGAACAGAGAAGAGGAGAGGCGAGAAUCUACAUAAGCAAAGAGAUAGAUAGAUGGCGAAAGGUAAAGGAAGAUCUCGCACUGGAGACUGAUUCUAAAUUAGCGAAGCUGCUUCUUGACAGUUAUGAAUUUAAGAAAAUAUCAGAUAAAUCCACCACUUCAACCGGCCACAUCCAUAUGCAUUCCACACCUGCAAGAAGAUAUAUACCUCCACGAGAGUAUUCAGAAAGUGAAGUCACUAUAAGUGGUCGAGAAAUGUCAGGAGUGUUUGUGCAAGAAUGUUGGAAAGACAUGUCAUUGCCUGGACCAUCCGCAAGUGAUUUUCAGAAUCAACAUAUUCAGAAGGCCGAUAUCACUACCAAAGAGGCGAGCAGCUUCAUGAAUCCUUUUGACUUAACAAUAGAUGUCACUGAAAAUGUCGACGAGGAUGACCAAACCACUGAUGAUGAGGAUUAUGAACCAAGUUUCGACAUCACUCUCAGGAAUGUUAGACAAAGGAUUGCAGACCAUUGAAGCAAUGGAUUCAUGGUGUUGUGAACCACUUCUGGCAUGUCUGUCAGAAUGCCAGUACAUAUUCGGAGUUCGUGGUACCACAGAACUUACAACAAGAAAAGUGGAAGGUGGUCCGCUGUGCCCUACAAAGUGAAAAAGAAAUACAGCUACAUCAGUGACCUGAUUUCUGCUGUAGUUGAAAAGAGGCUA
This is a messenger RNA of Pecten maximus, 923 nucleotides long. RefSeq lists its product as uncharacterized. The record is from RefSeq and is a predicted model, not a curated record. NCBI's taxonomy places the organism in Eukaryota, Metazoa, Mollusca, Bivalvia, Pectinida, Pectinidae. Bases 108 to 734 code for a protein of 208 amino acids. The transcript is spliced from 7 exons.